AGUAACGCGAUUGGCUCCGCGGUUUCCUAAACACAGAAAUCCGAGUCAUAGGAAGACAUCCUGGUUCUGUUAGUCAGCAGCUAGUUAUAGAGAAAAAUUGCAUGGUGUUUUAAAGAAUACAGUGCAACUGCGAAUAAUGGGAAGGAGUCCCGUGGUCUCCUGUACCGCCGUCAGCUGUGUGUUUGCCUCUCGGGCCCGUUAAGCGCGAGACUGUUAGCGUUAGCCGCCCGCAGCUCUCGUGCGCACUCGCAGAAGCAAAAUGGUGUUGUUGUUGAAUCCACUGGAGAAUCUGAAGACCUACAUAAGCAGCCGUCCUCCACUGGUCAUUUUUAUGGUCAGUGUCAGUGCUGUGGCCAUCGCCUUCCUCACUAUUGGAUACUUUUUUAAGAUUAAGGAGAUCAAAUCACCUGAGAUGACAGAGGAUUGGAACACCUUCCUUCUGCGUUUCAAUGAGCUUGACCUCUGCAUCUCUGAAAAUGAGACUCUUAAGCACAGCUUGAACGAUUCCACCACGCCAGAGAGCACAGUGACAAGUAGUCAGUCGCGAUCAAGCACCCAAUCGCCACCUCUCCUGGAGGACCCAGGGCCAAUCAACAUCUCUGUACCCAUCACACUGACCCUGGAUCCGCUCAGGCCAUUUGGAGGCUAUUCACGGAAUAUUACCCACCUUUAUGCCACUGUGCUUGGGCAGCAGGUUGGACUUCCUGGUGGAGAGGCUCAUGAGGAGAUGAACAUCACUUUUACUCUACCAGCAGCCUGGAACUCAGAUGAGUGUGUUCUUCAUGGCCAUUGCGAGCAGGUGGUCUUCAGCACCUGUAUGACCAUCACAGCAGUCAGUAAUGUCUUCCCUGUCACAGUGCAACCACCUCACUGUGUUCCAGAGACCUACAGUAAUGCCACGUCCUGGUACAAGAUCUUCACCACAGCACGAGACUCAGACACGAAGUACACGCAGGACUACAACCCAUUCUGGUGUUACAAAGGUGCCAUUGGGAAGGUAUAUCAUGCACUGAAUCCCAAGCUCACUGUCGCCGUUCCAGAUGACGACCGUUCUCUCAUUAACCUGCACCUCAUGCACACCAGCUACUUCCUGUUUGUAAUGGUCAUCACUAUGUUCUGCUAUGCAGUCAUCAAGGGCAGACCCGGAAAAGUUAGACAGAACAACUCGGAGUACUGUCCAGAAAAGGUGGCCUUGUCAGCGGGAUAAAACCGGGUCAGAGGUGAACAUCUGAACCGAAGCAUAUCGGAAAGGAAAGUUGUGUGAAACUACAUGUUGCCUACUGAACCCAGAAGAAGGGUGCAUAAAAAAGCUCUCUGAAUGCAUUUCUCUGCAAUGUUGGGUCACGCCAACCAAAGACUUUUAAGUGCCUGUAUCUACUGUGUAAAUAAUGCUAGGACUCUUAAAUUCAGUAAAAAGCAGUCUGCCUGAGCCUCCCCGCACCCUACGGCAUCCUAUAAUGUGCAGUAUAUCCAGUAUCAACAUAAGACAGUGUUUCACUAAAGAUGUUAGGAUGGGUAAUAUCACCUUCACAAAAUGAUCCAUUAUCAUACCCUUGCUCCGUCUGAUUUCUCUGAAGGUGACGGAUCUGUACCUCGUCCUCUUUGCCUUGUCAUUCCUUAUUUUGUCUUUGCCGUAACUCCCUGACAGGUGUGUAUGGCAGAUGUGUAGAGAGCUGUCAUGUGAUCAGGCUGCUGACGUGUUCUUGGUUGAGUUUCUCUAGAGAUAACAACAUCCGUCCACAUGACAUGUUUCUUUAAUAAUAAUAAUCAUUUGGUUUGAGAAAGAAAUGCCUAAACCGAAUCGGAUGUACAUCAGCGAGUCGAUGUGAAACGCCUGCUCUUGGAGCGAUAGACUUGAUUGACUCUGUUGAUGAGCUGUGUGAUGCGCAAUGAUUCGCCUCCACCUGCUUCAUGUCUCUUUUUUUUCUCGGCACUGUUCGACUGAAUGUACUUGUAAAAAGUAAAGCAAAUUAACAGCAGUGAUGCAGCAUUAAUAAUACGAGAAUCAUUGUAAUUUUAACAUUCAAGUAAAAUAUGUAAAUCAUUGUAGAUUUUGUUUUUGUAAUAUACUUUUUUUUUACUUGACCAUCCAUUAUGUUCUUUCAUGCCUUUUCUAUCUUUGCAUUUUUAAUGCUUAAUUUGUUAUUUAAGCAAAUGCCUUCCCGUUUGCGAUAUCUGACCGGUCGCCCCAUCUUUACCACCCUAACGUUUACCAACAGAAAUGAAACAUGCAUAUCAGGCAUGUGCCAUCGUAUAAAAAACAAGCAUGGUGUGAAAGUAAAAUGAAUAUUAAAUGAAAGUUUUGCCAUUGCAUUUCUUCUCAUCCCUGCAUCUUUGCAUUUCCCGCCUUUUACAUGUGUACAUGAAGAUUAAAAAAAAGUCUUAAUACUCUUUAAUGAUCCAUGUUUUACCCUAUGUGAUUUUUUUAAGACCAUUUUACCCAUCAUGCUUUGCUUGAUUAUGCUCUCCUAAAAACUGCAUUGGUUGUUGUCUAUCACCAUCACAACGCAAUGCAUUCAUUACAGCCCAUCAUAAACGAGCAUCCAACCACUAAUGUGCCUUUGCACUAGUCAGCUGUGUCGCACAUGUAUGUACAUAGCACCGUCUUUUGUGUUUAUAUGCCAUAUUCCUCUCCCAGUUGUAUCCAGUUUGCAUUUAAAUACAUCUAUACUCCAUUCAAUGCUUUUCUUUCAAAAUACAAAUGAAAUCAAUAACACUUAUCCAAAUUCAUCAUUCACUCACUAGAACCAGAUGAAACACAGGGUUGUAUUGAGGAAACUGCUAUGGGGUGAACGCGAAGUACAUCGAAGCCCUCGUAGAAAAGCAAUAUUGUGCAUUUGAGGUAGUAACGUAUUGUAAAUCAGCCCUAAAGACGUUUGCUCGCGUAGUUUUAUUUUACGAUUAUAAGAUUUGUACCCUUCCGACUGCUGAAUGAGCAUUUCUGAAGCUUCAUACCUGCAGCUAAUAAUAACAUUGAGUCUUUAAAGUUGGCCUUGUAGCGUUACUUACAGUUCAUGUUAAUAGAAAAUUACAGUGGAUUCCACAAAUGCUGCUGCCCAAUGCUCGGAUCAUAUUGAUCUUUCACCUCGGUUUUCCUCUGGGUUUGUAGCAUUCGAGUGAAGUGUAUUCGUAAAGUGGUAGAAGGUCCUCUCCCUGUCUGAGCUCUCUGGUUCCUCCGUGUCGGCGAGGAACUUGACUUGUCAUGAUAAUGCAUGAUUGUAAAUGUUCUACCUGCUGAUCUGUUUGUAUGAGGACAAUCCCUCCGUUUAUGUUAUGUUUGUAAGAUAUUGUAGGCACAUGCUUUGCUGAAUAAAAUCUGAGAUAACACAGAG
Messenger RNA from Paramisgurnus dabryanus, 3332 nucleotides. It is a transcript of the gene tmem248, whose product is annotated as transmembrane protein 248. NCBI's taxonomy places the organism in Eukaryota, Metazoa, Chordata, Actinopteri, Cypriniformes, Cobitidae. The record is from RefSeq and is a predicted model, not a curated record.